UAUAUGUCAUACUAAGUUCCUAGUCAGCAAGUCAAUUAUUGAGGUUAUGUUUUUGUGUAUAAAUAAUAAUUAUUUUCCAAUAGCUUUGUGGCAUAAAUUAUUCUAAUCUGUUUUGUACGAUUCAUACAAUUUCAAUUGUAAUUGAUUUAAAAUCGUUAGCUAAUUCAGUAUUAUUAAGGAUGGCUGGCCAGGGACACCAGUUCCCGGGUAAUUUCCAAGGCAAUGCCGGUGGCAUGAGAACUGGGUUUGGUGGAGGACCCAUGGGUGGUCAGAUGCAAGGAAUGCCUAACCAAUUAGCAGGUGUUAUGGGUGGGCCGAUGUCAAAUCCUGGCGGAAUGGUUGGUAUGGGCAAUCAAAUGGUACCACCAUAUGGAGCGGCCAUGCAGAACCAAAUGGGCAAUAUGGGAAUGGGACCACAGAGUAUGGGAGUUGGCGUGGGCGGCCCACCAGGUGGGGGACUUGGCCCUCAAACUGUACAGCAGCAAGCGGGUAUGCAAGGCGGUGGGGCAGUGGCUGCAACUGCCCCGUCACCAGCGCCCCCUGCCGCCGCACCGCCACCGCAGCACAAGGAGUUUAAUACUGCUUCACUGUGCAAAUUUGGCCAGGAGACAGUACAAGAUAUUGUUAGCAGAACUCAAGAUGUCUUCCAGACUUUGAAAGCUAUUCAGCCACCAAAUGGUACGCAGCACGGAGAAAAUGCCAGUAACGACAAGAAGGCCAAGAUGCAAGAGCAGCUUCGUACAAUACGCCUUCUGUUCAAACGGUUAAGAUUAAUCUAUGAGAAGUGUAAUGAAACAUGCCAGGGCAUGGAAUACACACACAUGGAAAGUUUGAUCCCAUUAAAGGACGAGGCGGAAAACAAGACAUUGGAUGAGAGGCGCAACACUGAGUCCUAUAGACUUGCUUUGGAAGAAAAUAGGGAGCUCACUGAACAGGUGGUGUUGAAAAAUAAGCAGUUAAAAGAAGUGAUAACCAAUUUAAGAACAAUCAUAUGGGAGAUCAAUGUUAUGUUGUCUAUGAGAAAAUCGUAAACUGCUAGUUAUUUAAAUGGUUUAUUUAUAAUUAGAUACUUAAAUUUAUUAAUUGUAAAUUGUUAUAGAUGACUUUUUAAAAUAUGCAAGUAAUUUUUUCAAUAAUGAUUGUGACUGAAGAAGAUUCGAAGCGAGUGAGAUUUCGAAUUGCUCCUUCGAUGUCAUUAGGCGGUAGACAUUACCAGUAAGAGUGUUUUACCACGUGAAGUUGUUGAUUCACUUGGAAGGCUUUUUUAGUCACUAUUAAAAUGUGAUUUUCAUGAAGGAAAUUAAUAAUGUUCACGACUAUAAUUCCUAAUGGGAUAGUCAGAGGCAUCUGUCGACUGUUGUAUAGUACAGAUUUCACUUAGCAUAUGAGACUUCAACAUAGCAGGUUUGGUUUGAUGUUGACUUUAAUAGUAUUUUUAUUAGCAGUUAAGUCAUCAUAAAGAUUGUAUACUUACUGACCACAGGCUCUCAGGUCUUCGGAAAUGGCAGCAUUUCAUAUAAUAAUUUUGAAAGUCGGUUUACAAAUUCUUUUUUUUCUUACUUUAGUAUAUUAAGGAAACAAUGUUUGCAUUUUUUUUUUGUCCAGAUAACAUAAAUUUUAUUUAUGAUAAUGAAAUAUAUUCUUCGUACAAUUACAGAUGGUCUACCAUGAAAUGAAAUUCCGAAAUUUCGGGCUCAAUUUCGUGUUUUUGUUCGUAUCAAAAUCGACCCAGUAAAUGGAGCUUAACAUUUCGUUCAUCACAAAUUCUAUUCUAAUAGUCCAAAGGAACGAUAUUUUAACCUUUUUAAUAAUUUUAAACAGCAUGUAUUAUGCAAUUUUAACAUCAAAUUUCUGUUUCGUUCGUCCCCGAAACUUCGGAAAAUACUUCAUGGUAGGCCCUCAGAUUAGGACAGUGUAUCGUUAUUAUUUUCAGGAUAUCGUAAGACACAACUAAGAGAAUAAACGUACUAGCGUGAUAUUAGGCUAGAAUCUUGUUAUGGGGAGAGAUUAUUGUCCAGUAAAGGACAUUAAUGACAACAUAUCCAUGACUAUAAUCCAUGGAUAUAUAAUGUUGGUAAGUUCAAUUAAAUAUUUUCCACCAAGUUGUAUGUUUAUUUCUGUAAAUAUUUUGAUUGUAAUGUAGUAUUAGGUUUUUUAAUAUGUUGUACAAAUGUAAAUUAAGAUACUUUGACGAUAUUGUCAUACUGAAAAAUUUGAAUGAAUAUAAAAAAUAGCAAAAUGUACUCGAGACUGUUUCGAGACUUUAAUAUAAUUUAAAUGUCUUGUAUUAUUAAGUCUUAUUCACACGGUGGUGAUUUUAGCGACAUGCUGGCGAUUUUAAAAUUAAUGUGUUGCGAACAUUAGCAGUGACUUUAAAAUUGCAAGCGAUUAAAAUCAGUGCCGUGUGGAUAUGGUAUUAGUUUUUUGUAUGAUUAUUUUAUACGGUACAUGGCCUAUACUAUUGCAGCAAUAUUGCUUAUAAAUUCUGUGGAGUCUAUUAUCAUAUCUAAUAUCAAUUGGCGAGGGAGAGCAGUGGAAUCUUUAGAAAUGGAGAGGUCAGUUCUUAUUUCUUUUUUACCCAUUAGGGUUGAAAAUGGAAUAGCCCGGCUUGUGUUAUUGGUUUACGCUGGCGGGGCACCAUUCCGUUUUUACGGCAUUAUGAAAUGUCAUAUGGCAAACUAAAGAACUCAUAUUUAUUAAAAUAGAAUUUUAUGUCUUUUGUAGUAAUAAAAAAAAUCUAUACUCGAUUUGAGGAAGUUAUGUAAAUUUAAAAUUGCCAAUAACAAUUCUUAAUCGAGAAAGAUCUUUUAGUAAAUACAAAUCAUUUAGAAUAAUUGAAUACAUUUUGAGAAUUGAAAAACCGUGUUAUGUUGUAUAAUUGUAAAUGUAUUCAAUUGAAAAUAAUGGGAUGAAAGCAAAUUUUUUUGUAUUAAAAAAUUUAUUAUUUGUAUAUAGUUGAUUUUUUUUACUUCAUAUUUUUGUCGUGUUUUAUAUUUUGUAGUUAUUUUACAUAGAUUAAAUAAUUUGCAAUUUUAAAUAGAUAUUUAUCUGAAAUUGACAUUGAUAACGUUCUUGACAUAAACUUUGUCUGUUUCCGAUAUAUAUCAAUGUCAAGAAUUAUUUAUCUAUUAUUUAUUAAUUAAAUUAUUACGUCGUAUGGUUCUAGCAUAGAACGGGCCACUCCUUUCUUUCCCUUGAGUGUCGUAAAAACUUAAUGAAACUUAAUGGUCGAGGGAUGGGCAGCAGCGUCCCUUUUUAAACAUCUCCAAAAGUUCAACAGCGGUUGCCAACUUGCCUGCCAAACGUGGCAACUAUAGUCAAAACUCUCUUUAUGGAAAAGAUUUAUGUUCAGUAGUGGACUGUUAACGGCUAAUAUAAUGGUUUUAAUUAUUUAUACUCGUUUUUUUUAAUCUAAAUACGAUUGAAUA
Molecule: messenger RNA, 3428 nt
Organism: Galleria mellonella (greater wax moth)
Lineage: Eukaryota; Metazoa; Arthropoda; Insecta; Lepidoptera; Pyralidae
Gene: MED30
Product: mediator of RNA polymerase II transcription subunit 30
Exons: 8
Coding region: 180-1031 (283 amino acids)
Biological process (GO): positive regulation of DNA-templated transcription
Cellular component (GO): mediator complex
Molecular function (GO): transcription coregulator activity
Source: RefSeq, a predicted model, not a curated record